Messenger RNA from Hyphopichia burtonii NRRL Y-1933, 3830 nucleotides. RefSeq lists its product as uncharacterized. Lineage: Eukaryota; Fungi; Ascomycota; Pichiomycetes; Serinales; Debaryomycetaceae. The record is from RefSeq and is a predicted model, not a curated record. The transcript has 2 exons. Bases 429 to 3830 code for a protein of 1133 amino acids.
GCCAGAAGAAAAAAACACCAAAAAAAGGUAUAUUCUGAAGACACCAUUUCAAACACAUCAUCACAUACUUUCUUUCUUUCACCCCAUCAGCUCAUUAGCAAGAACAUUCUUUCAGUCCAUUGCAUAGUCCUAUUUUUUGGGGGUUUUACGGUUUUUUUUUUUUUGUUUUUUUCAAUUAAGAAUUAAGAGCGCUUAUUUCUGUUUUUUUCCUUGUUGUAUUGCCUCCCCUUGAACAGCUUUAGAUCCACCAUCAUCAGCAGUAGUCAUUAGCUACUAUACUUUCGCUUAUCAUUCGUUUGGCUCCUUUAUUUCUUGUACAAACUUUUUCGGUGGGAUUUCGUUUCCAGGUUUGCUUAAACUUUUCGUUGUUUUUUUAUUUGAAGAAGCAGAAACACAACUGGCUUUUAUAGACUUGACAUCAUCUCAAUAUGGACGCGGGUACUGCCUCUACGGAACAAGCCAGAAUAAGACAACAGAUCUUGAUGGGUGAACAGGAUAUAGAUGUGCUUAGUGGGACUUCGGGCACCGCUCCAAAACCGCCGCCAGCGGGAGCGUACCAACAGCAAGCUCCGCUUCCAGUUCAUCCUCAACAAGAGAUGACUUAUCAACAAUUUCAGCAAUUACAGGCUCAACAGCAGCAGCAGCAGCUGCUGCAACAACAGCUCACAAAUUAUGAUUUGAUGAGCCCGAUAAACGCCGGCUUACCUCAAGCGCCUGGGUCGCGUAAAGCCUCCAUGACGUCUCAGUCUACCAUGAACAAAUUUUUCAAACGUAAAGGUGGUGCUGAUGGUUUUGAUGAAAAUGCCGGGGUUGAUAUCGGUGAUCUUACAAAUAAUAUGUCCUUUGACGACAUAACUCAUAUUAGAGAUCGCGGUCCUUACGGCCUCAGUGGUGCUAAAACUCUUGAUACAACUCCCUUUAUUCCAACUUUGGGAAGUGGUUCAGGAGUUAGUGGAAUGACGGGACAAAAAAAUGUAAGUAACAUCCAGUACAGAAAACAAUUGAAUCAUCAAAAGAAAAUGAACUUGGCUUCGGGCGCAAGAGCAAUGUCUCUUGCUGGCUCGAAUCCAAUGCAACAACAACAGUUUUCUCCGAAUCAAAUGAUGCCAAAUGAUCCACGAACCAUGUCUUUGGGUGGGUUUGGUCCUGGUGGCGGCGUUAACACUGGUCCUCGUGCCAUGUCUUUAACCAAUGGUCCUCCUCCUGGUCCUCGUGCCAUGUCCUUAAAUAACCGUAUGGGUCCUCCACCUGUUAAUGGGUUCCAUCCAAUGCAAAAUGGUCAAAUGAUGCCCGGUGGUCCUAGGGCAAUGUCUUUGAGAUCCGGCGGGAUGCCUCCUCAGGGUAUGCCGAUGGGCCCUGGUAAUCCUCGUACCAUGUCGCUAACUAAUGGGCCUCCUCCCACGAAUCCAAGAGCCAUGUCUUUGAAUAAUGGUCCAAAUCCAAUGAUGCAAAAUGGUCCAAUGAUGCAAAACGGUAUGAUGCAAAAUGGCCCAAUGAUGCAAAAUGGUUAUCCUCAACAACAACCUCUAGGAUCUCGUCCAACUUCAAGUGGUCAGUUCAUGCCUUAUGGCCAAAGACCUUCAGGUCUGAAUCCUUACGUUGCUGGUCAACAACAAUUAGGUAUGUUCCCUCCUCAAGGCCCUCAAGCUAAUCAUCAACAAAGUUCAAAUGAUUCUUUGAUGAAUGUCGUCGAAGAAAAUGAAGAAGAAAAAGAUGACGAAAAUUUGGAUGCUGAUCAAAAAUCAAAAUCAGAUACCGCCCCCCGUCGUAAACCUCCUGCAUCUAUGAUUGAAUCUAAUGAAUCGGGUCAUUCUUUACCUUUAUCUUCAUCUUCUCCUUUGAGAGAUCAAUCUAAAAAUGAUAGUAAUGAUGAUGUCAUUUAUAAUUUUGGUGAAGAAAGCCCUUCUGUUUCUCGUAAGUCAACUUUGAAAAAAUCAAAUUCAAUGAGAUUGAGAAAAUUGGAUUUAUUCAAUAAUAAUUCUUCUCCAUCUCGCAAUCAAAAUGAAGACGUUGAUAUUUCUCCUUCUUUCAAUUUGAAAAAUAAAGGCAAUCCAAGAGAAUCGCUCAUUAAAACUGAUGAUCCAGAAGAAUUAGCCCAUAGAAAUGAACAUCGUAAUAAAUUAAAUUCUUUGGGUGCUACAGCAACCUCAAAUUCUUCAAAUGCUACUUCUUUAAAUAAAGAUGUUUUCGUAACUGCUUCAGAUUUUAAUUCCCCAAAUAAAACUCCAAAUAAAAAUGAUUCAGCUAAUACCACUACUGAAUCUGAUGAUAACGAUACUACUUUGAAAGAACGUGGCUCCCCACAUGAUAGAAAACCUCGUUAUAAAUCGUUGGUCACCAAUACUGCCUUUAGUCAGUUCCGUACUGUUAGUAAUGAUUCACCUGAAAGUAACGCUGGUAGUAAAUCUUCAUUUUAUUCGGAUAAUGAUAAGAUUCCUGAUCAUCACGAUCAUGAAGAUCCAUUAGCUAGUCAGCAUAAUUUCUCUGAUAAAAGCACUCUGACUAUUCUGAGAGAAAUUGGAACUCCUCCAACUGCUAAUACUUCAAAUGAUCAACAUAGUACUAAUAAAUCAGAGUAUGUUAAAAAUGAACUCAUGACUAAUCCAACUAUUGAAGAAGAUCCAACUCAAUCAAUCAGUGGGAAUAAUACUGAGAGAGCUGAAAAAACAAAAUCCAGAAGCUUUUCUCUUUCAAGUAAGUCAAAAAAUAUAUUGAAAAGAUUUUCUAAAAGUGGUAAAAGAUCAAGUGUUUCCCAACAUGAUGAGUUUAAUGGUGACGAAGUUUUAAAUGCCAAUGACGACCUUAAUCUGACCAGUUCAUUUGCGUUAUCUCGCAGAAGAUUAUCCUCCAAUAACUCAAUGAACAAUGUUCCAAGGUCACCACUGGUUUCUUUAAAUCAACAAAGUGGAUCACAACCUCAACAAACUCAACCACAACAAACUCAACCUCAACCAAAACCAUUCAAAUUUACCAAAGAAGAGUUAGCAGUUAUGACUAGUAACAAUGAUUUAUUGAAUGAAUUACAAUUAGUCACAACAGAAUUAGCAUCUUCAAUAAAAAGAGAGGUUGCUUUGGAAAAUAAAUUAAAGUCUGGAAAUUACACCUAUGAACAAAGUAAUGAAGAUUUAUCAAAAGAAAUAUUGGAGAAACUGAAGAUCAUCAGUGAGUUACAGGAUAAAUUAAAUAAUGAAAGACGUCUUAGAUUCAUUAGUGAAGAGCAUGCUCUAUUAUUGGAACAAGGUCAAAACCCAAGUCCAUUAAAAUUGAACUAUGAAAAGAAUGAAAUUUAUAAACAAUUAUUAGUGAAGAAUGACAUUGUCAAUCAAUUACAGGAUAAAUUGGAUGAAUUAUCCAUUAAUAAUAGAAAUGAGGGUGAUGAAAACCUCUUAGAUAAGUAUAAUGAUUUGGUACGUGAAAAUAGUGAUUUGAAAUUUAAUGUUAUACCCAAUUUAGAAAAACAAUUGAAUGGAUCAAAUAGUAUUGAAAGACCACCAACAUUAAGAUCAGUUUCAAAUAAACAAUUUUCUUUGCUGGAAGAACAUUUAGAAAUUUCAACCUUAAAAUCACAAAGAGAAGAAUUAAGAGAAGCUGUCACUACUUUGACAUCGAAUCAUCAAUAUGAACUUAAAAUUGCUAAUGAUAAAAUUAAAAACUUAGAAAGUAAAUUGCAAAAUCUCAAUUCAAUCAAUGAUAAAUUAAGUAGGAGAAUGGAAAACGGCAAUUCAAGAAGUGGUAAUGAAACCCCAGUUUCAUUAACUAGUCAAUCAAUCGGGGGUAAAUUACAAGGCUUUAGCAUUGUCUCCCCUACAAAAAAAUUCUUUGAUGAUUGA